CUGGUAAACGAAAAAAAUGUGUGGAAAUAAAUAAAAGCUACAAAGACCAGCCAGAAAUUAUUGAUAUAGAUUAUUUGGAUCAUAUUCUUACAGAGCUAUUAGAAGAUGCGCAAGAAAAUGGUCUAGAAUUUUGUUUCUGUUAUGAAAUAAUUAUCGAUAAUCAUAGCUCAACUAAGGAGAUUGCAAAUGAUGUUGUUGAAUUAAUUGAAGAUAUUGAUAAGUAUAAUUGG
Molecule: messenger RNA, 230 nt
Organism: Racocetra fulgida
Lineage: Eukaryota; Fungi; Glomeromycota; Glomeromycetes; Diversisporales; Gigasporaceae
Source: the annotation of a GenBank genome assembly